Rhododendron vialii is the source of this 1065-nucleotide messenger RNA. RefSeq lists its product as uncharacterized. The record is from RefSeq and is a predicted model, not a curated record. The coding region runs from base 1 to 1065 and encodes 354 amino acids. NCBI's taxonomy places the organism in Eukaryota, Viridiplantae, Streptophyta, Magnoliopsida, Ericales, Ericaceae. The transcript has a single exon.
AUGGAUCCAAUUCCAGUAUGGGUGAGGAGACUUUGGGAUGCGUGGGAUCUACGGCUAUUGGUUCUCCUAAGUCUCUCUCUACAGAUCAUCCUUACCCUAUUUGGCAACCGCAGAAAGUCCAUAUCGUCGCCAUGGAUUAGUGUCCUUAUUUGGUCGGCCUAUUUAAUUGCCGAUUGGGUAGCAACCGUUGCCUUGGGCAAGCUCUCUGAUGCCCAAGGCGAUUAUGACAAUGGCAACGCAUUGAGGGCCAUAUGGGCACCUUUACUUUUGCUACACCUUGGCGGUCCCGACACAAUUACGGCCUACUCUUUGGAAGAUAUUCAUCUAUGGAAGAGACACCUUCUCGGACUAGUGGUUCAACUUUCUGUUUCAGUUUAUGUUAUUCUUAUGUCCUGGAAACAUUCUUGGUUUUCAAUUAUGUCAAUCCCAGCAUUAGUGGCUGGAUUUAUCAAGUAUGGGGAGAGAACAUGGGUUCUCAUGUCAGUGAGUCGUGAUAAAUUCGGGGAGAUUGUGCCGUUGGGCAAUGUAGGCAGUGAUCAAAAUCUUGGCAAUGAUAACACGUUGGAGGAUCAAAAUUCUAUACGCGUUUUAUGUGCUGCCCAAAAAUGUGUCAAGAAUUUUAAGGGAUAUACACAGAAUUACGACAUCUGGAAUUUCAGGUUCAGUUUGGAAAAUAUAGAGCUUGAUGACAUUAGCUUGUUCUGGAAUGUCAUAGAGGUUGAAAUGGGGCUCAUGUUCGAUUUGUUAUACACAAAGGUACCCAUAAACUUUAAGAAGGGCGGAUGGAUUCUGCGUUGCAUCACUUUCUCUUGUACGAUGACUGUGUUGAUAGGAUUAAUCCUCCGACUUAUUUUCACUGGGGAAGAUCGAGAGAAAUGGCAUAAGGUUGACAUUGUCAUCACUGAGGUGCUACUAGUAGGAGUUCUAGCAUUGGAGAUUUAUGCAAUCAUUUCGCUGUUUCUCUUUUCUGAUUGGGCGAUGCUUUGGCUAAUUAACCACAAUAGAGCCAAACAAGUAAUCCAGUUAAGGAAAAUAAAAUCAUGGCUUUUCCUCCCAAAACAGUAA